Messenger RNA from Chelonia mydas (Green sea turtle), 3750 nucleotides. RefSeq names its product nuclear export mediator factor (gene NEMF). Lineage: Eukaryota; Metazoa; Chordata; Testudines; Cheloniidae. Gene Ontology annotation, biological process: ribosome-associated ubiquitin-dependent protein catabolic process; rescue of stalled cytosolic ribosome. The record is from RefSeq and is a predicted model, not a curated record. Gene Ontology annotation, molecular function: tRNA binding; ribosomal large subunit binding. Gene Ontology annotation, cellular component: RQC complex. The transcript is spliced from 33 exons. The coding region runs from base 231 to 3473 and encodes 1080 amino acids.
CUACACCGGUCGGGGGCGAAGGGGAGCGUGGCGCGCCCCACCGGCAGCGGCCGUCCCUCCCCCCGCCGCGCGGGGCUCUCGGCGCCAGCACGGACCCGCCCCAAACGCGCCGCACAAGUUGGUCUGCCGGGGCUUGCCGUAGGGACGAGCACUGCGCAUGUGCGGCCGUUGGUGUCCGGGAGCGUGAGGAGCCAGGGGUGGGGGUCGCGGUGUGUCAGGGGCGCCCCGCAAUGAAGUCCCGCUUCAACACCAUCGACAUCCGGGCGGUGCUGGCCGAGCUCAGGGACAGCUUAUUGGGAAUGAGAGUAAACAAUGUCUAUGAUGUGGAUAAUAAGACCUAUCUUAUUCGUCUUCAAAAGCCAGACUGUAAAGCUACACUUCUAAUUGAAUCUGGUAUACGGAUUCACACAACAGAGUUUGAGUGGCCAAAGAAUAUGAUGCCAUCUGGAUUUGCAAUGAAGUGUCGUAAGCAUUUAAGGAGUAGAAGACUUGUCAGUGUAAAACAGCUGGGGAUAGACAGAAUUGUAGACUUUCAAUUUGGAAGUGAUGAAGCAGCCUAUCAUCUCAUUGUUGAGCUUUACGACAGAGGAAACAUUGUUCUGACAGACUAUGAAUACUUAAUUUUAAACAUCCUGAGGUUUCGCACAGAUGAGGCAGAUGAUGUCAAAUUUGCAGUUCGGGAACGGUACCCAGUUGAUAACGCUAAAGCAUCUGCACCAUUACCUACCUUGGAAAGGUUGACUGAAACAAUAUUAAAUGCACCUAACGGGGAACUGCUAAAGAGAGUCCUUAACCCACAUCUUCCUUAUGGAGCCACACUCAUUGAGCACUGCCUUAUAGAAGCUGGAUUGUCUGGUAAUGCCAAAGUAGAUCAACAGAUGGGAAGCAAAGAAAAUAUUGAAAGGGUACUUUCUGCUUUACAGAAGGCAGAAGAAUAUAUGAAGAUAACUAACAACUUUAGUGGAAAGGGUUAUAUCCUCCAGAAACGGGAGAAAAAGCCAAGCCUGGAGCCAGAUAAACCUGCAGAAGAAAUCCUCACAUAUGAGGAAUUUCAUCCUUUCUUGUUUUCUCAACAUCUAAAGUGUCCGUACAUGGAAUUCGAAACAUUUGAUAAGGCCGUGGAUGAAUUUUACUCCAAGCUAGAAGGUCAGAAGAUUGAUCUGAAAGCUUUGCAACAGGAAAAACAAGCACUGAAGAAGCUGGAAAAUGUUCGUAAAGAUCAUGAGCAUAGACUAGAAUCUCUUCAUCAAGCUCAGGAAAUUGAUAAGGUAAAAGGAGAACUCGUAGAAAUGAACCUGGACAUAGUUGACCGAGCUAUCCAGGUGGUCCGCAGUGCCUUAGCCAACCAGAUAGACUGGACUGAAAUUGGAGCAAUUGUAAAAGAAGCUCAGGCUCAGGGAGACCCUGUUGCGAGUGCAAUCAAAGAAUUAAAGCUUCAGACAAAUCAUAUCACAAUGCUACUAAAAAACCCGUAUGUAUUAUCGGAGGAGGAGGAGGAGGAAGAUGACGAAGCUGAUCAUUGGAAAGAAGUUGAAGAACCAAAAGGGAAGAAGAAAAAGCAUAAAAAUAAACAGCUGAAGAAACCUCAGAAAAACAAGCCAUUGUUGGUUGAUGUUGAUCUCAGUUUGUCUGCAUAUGCCAAUGCUAAAAAAUAUUAUGAUCAUAAGAGACAUGCAGCCAAAAAAACACAGAAGACAGUAGAAGCUGCAGAGAAGGCAUUCAAAUCAGCAGAAAAGAAGACAAAGCAAACAUUGAAAGAAGUUCAAACAGUUACCACCAUUCAGAAAGCAAGAAAGGUUUAUUGGUUUGAGAAGUUCCUGUGGUUUAUUAGCUCUGAAAAUUACCUCAUUAUAGCUGGAAGAGAUCAACAGCAGAAUGAAAUGAUUGUGAAGCGAUAUUUGAAAUCAGGAGAUAUAUAUGUGCACGCUGACCUACAUGGUGCAACUAGCUGUGUAAUCAAGAAUCCUACAGGUGAGCCGAUCCCUCCCCGGACCCUGACUGAGGCAGGCACCAUGGCAUUAUGUUACAGUGCUGCCUGGGAUGCUCGUGUCAUCACUAGUGCCUGGUGGGUCUAUCAUCACCAGGUGUCUAAAACAGCACCAACUGGAGAAUAUCUGACUACAGGGAGCUUCAUGAUAAGAGGGAAAAAAAACUUUCUUCCACCUUCAUAUCUUAUGAUGGGGUUUAGCUUCUUAUUUAAGGUGGAAGAAUCUUGUGUUUGGAGACACAGAGACGAACGAAAGAUCAAAGUGCAGGAUGAGGAUAUGGAGUCUGUGACCAGUAGUACCAAUGAACUGGUGUCAGAAGAAGUGGAGCUACUAGAAGAAGCACCAGAAGGAGAUGAUAGCAGCACUGAUGAUGAGAAGGCACUGCCUCAAGAAAUGCCUGAUGGUAUUGAAGUCAGGUCUAACAGUAACCACGAGGAGGACGUUGCUCAUGCAGACAAGGAUGGAAUAAACAAGCUACCAGCACAAGAGGGAACCUCUGAAGACGAUGAUGUAGAAUCUGAAGAAGAGGCUGAAGGUCAGGAGCUGAUGAGUGAAGUAAAGGAGGAGGAGAUAAAUUAUCCAGACACUGCAAUUGACCUGUCACAUCUUCAGCCACAAAGUCUUCACAGAUCCCACCAGAAAAUGGUUACAAAAGAGGAAGCAUCUAACCUGAGUGACAGUAAGUCACAUGGGCGAAGACACUUGUCAGCCAAGGAGAGAAGGGAAAUGAAGAAAAAGAAGCAGCAACAUGACAUAGAGGAUUUAGAACCAGCUGAAGGAAAGGAAAGAGAGACCAGCGCACAGCUCCCAUCUUCUCCUGUUUCAAACAAGAGCAUGUCAGCCCCUCAGCCCAUGAAACGAGGACAGAAGAGUAAAAUGAAAAAAAUGAAAGAGAAGUACAAGGACCAGGAUGAAGAAGACAGAGAGCUCAUAAUGAAGCUAUUGGGUUCUGCAGGGUCAAGCAAAGAAGAAAAAGUGAAGAAAGGUAAAAAAGGAAAAAUAAAAGAAUCAGUAAAGAAACAAGCCCAGAAACCAAACAGAGGCCAUCAGGUUGAUGCAGGUCGUAAAGAGGAAACCCCCACGGUAGAAGUAUUAACACAUGAGUUACAGGACAUGACCCUGGAAGAUCAGCAGGAGGAGAAGGAGGAACAGGAUCAAGAUCAACAGGAAAAUGAGGAAGGAGAGAGACUGCUAAAUUCUCUGACAGGCCAGCCUCACUCGGAGGAUAUCCUCCUCUUUGCUAUACCCAUAUGUGCACCUUACACUACCAUGACCAACUAUAAAUACAAAGUGAAGCUCACUCCAGGCACCCAGAAGAAAGGAAAAGCUGCCAAGACUGCUUUGCAUAAUUUCAUGCAUUACAAAGAAGCUACCACAAGAGAAAAAGAUUUAUUUCGCAGUGUAAAGGAUACUGAUUUAUCAAGAAAUAUUCCUGGUAAAGUGAAAGUGUCUGCACCUAAGCUCCUGAACAUGAAAAAGAAGUGAGUGCUGGUCGUAAAUCAUGAAUAUGUGUUUGAACUGCCACUCCUGCUUCAGAAGAGGACAGACCCAAACCUGCCAUCUGGACCUCUUCCAAUUUUGCUAAUAAAGUAAAAUAGCUAUAAUCAGUUGGACUAAAUUUAAGAGGCAGAGGUGAACUGUUUCCUGCAUCUGACCCUGGCCUAUGUCUAUUCGUUUGGACUUUAAAUUACAUGUAGCAUGUGACUCCUCUGAAGUGCACAAGUAAAGUACUACUGGCCUUAGCUGUCAAAGGCGAGACUGA